AUGAUUAGUUCGAACCGCCUCUCCUUCCUUUCACGAACACUUCCUUCUGCUUGUAAAUUCUUUCUUUACACUACCAGUCCUCCUACUUCACUGUUCACCAGAGUUUCGGAGGAAGUUCGAAGCGCACUGUCGGCUGAUAGACCAGUCGUCGCAUUAGAGAGCACAAUCUUGACGCAUGGUCUUCCCCCGGACCGCGCCUUCACCCUCGGCAUCGAUGUCGAAGCUGUCGUGCGCAGGCAUGGCGCCAUUCCUGCAACGAUUGCAAUCUUCGAUGGCAAAGUUCACAUUGGUUUGAGCAAAUGCGAGCUCGAGCGCCUAAUCGACUCAUCAAGCCGCGGAAACACCAAGAAAGCUGCCAUUCGUGACCUGCCCUUUGCACUUAACUGCCCCGAUCACAGUCGCGUCUUCGGCACCACUGUUUCUGCAACUUCAUUUGCAGCUCAUUUAGUUGGAAUUCAGAUUUUCGCCACUGGGGGAACCGGUGGGGUGCACCGGGAUGGAGAGAACACCAUGGACGUUUCCUCUGAUCUACUGGCACUUGCAACAAUUCCAGUGGCGGUAGUUUCGGCAGGUGUCAAGUCUAUCCUUGAUAUCCCCAGAACGUUGGAGGUUCUGGAAUCGAAGGGCGUGACCGUCGCAAGUGUGGGAACAGACGAGUUUCCUGCGUUUUUUACAAGAAGCUCUGGGGUAAAAUCACCAGGAAGAGUCGAUAGCCCCGGUGAGGCUGCACGUCUUUUUGCUACAAGUCUCAAUAUAAGGCCAUCAGUUGGGAUGUUGUUUGCUGUUCCAAUUCCAGAGGAUAUGCAGGCCGUAGGAGAAACAACUGCUAAGGCAAUUGAAGAAGCACUAAUUGAGGCUGAAGGAGCUAACAUAACUGGAGCCUCUGUGACACCAUUUUUGUUGGAAAGAGUCCGCCAGAUUACUGGUGAUGCUUCGUUGGAAGCCAAUAUCCAGCUCGUCCUAAACAAUGCAAAAUUUGCAGCACAAAUGGCGGGUCAACUUUCCAAACUAAGAAGCAACCCAUGCAAAGUCAAUUUUUUGUUAAAAAAACCAGAAAUUGUUAUAGUUGGGGGAUCAAACGUAGAUAUGUCUAUAAAACUACUUCCCGAAAAGCUCAAAAGUACAAAGGAUAUUUACCCACCUGCUAGCUAUCCAGGAACGGUUGAGGUGCUCGGAGGUGGUGGGGUUGGACGAAACGUUGCUGAAGCGGUUGGAAGACUUUCAAAAUCUCAUCUCUUCCUGACGGCUAUUAAGGAUGACUCGGCUGGAAAAAACCUGCUUGUCAACCACCCAUUUAUUGCUUGGCGAACAGCACCCAAUUUGCCAGCUUCCUCAAAAACAGCAAGGUACAUAGGCGUGCUAAAUCACACAGGCGAACUAUUAUUUGGCGUUGCUGAUAUGGAUAUUCACAAGCAACUAACGCCCGCUUUUGUUGAAUCAGAACUCCAGAAGGCAGCGUCACCAAAUCUUAAAGUUAUCUGUUCUGAUGGCAAUGUCGAUGUAAAAACUCUGAAAAGUCUCAUCAAAAUUGCCAAAACCAGCUCAGUUCCAUUUUGGUUUGAGCCUACAGAUCUUCACAAAUGCACCAAAAUUGUUGAGGCCGUGACGUUUGGUGAACCAAUCGAUGCGAUUUCUCCAAAUUUAACUGAACUCCAAGCCAUUUACGAACGGCUUGUUGGCAAGAAUCUUGACGUAAACCUUACAUCUCGUGAGAGUCUGGCGGAAUGCAUUUCCAACAUACGACGAAAACUGAGCUCCCUGGCAGCUAACUGGUUCGUAAAGCUCGGGAGACAUGGUGUAAUAUUUGUCAAUGAAACAGAGGCGUGUCAUUUUACUUCCCCGGUCGUGGAUCAGACAUUGAUCAAAAGUGUGUCUGGUGCCGGGGAUAGCUGCGUAGGAGCCAUUCUCUAUCUUCGUUAUUUGAAGAACUGGCCCUGGACUAGAGCCGUUUUUGGUGGGCUGAGAGCUGCUGAGCUUUCAUUGUCAUGCAUGAAACCUGUUUCAGAAACACUUUGCGCUCAAAUCUUCGAGGACGAGGAUGACCUGAAGACUUGGUCGAAGAAGAUCAAGACAGAUUUUUUCUGA
This is a messenger RNA of Mesocestoides corti, 2085 nucleotides long. The record is from the annotation of a GenBank genome assembly. NCBI's taxonomy places the organism in Eukaryota, Metazoa, Platyhelminthes, Cestoda, Cyclophyllidea, Mesocestoididae.